Molecule: messenger RNA, 453 nt
Organism: Linnemannia hyalina
Lineage: Eukaryota; Fungi; Mortierellomycota; Mortierellomycetes; Mortierellales; Mortierellaceae
Source: the annotation of a GenBank genome assembly
AUGGCUACCAUCAGCGAAGAUCAAAUCAGUGAGUUCAAGGAGGGAUUCAGUCUCUUUGACCGUAAGGGCAACGGAACGAUCGAAUCAAGCUCGCUCGGAGACCUGUUGCGCGCCCUUGGCCAGAAUCCCACCCAGGCACAGGUCCGCGAGCUCGUUGCCGAAGCCGACCCCGCUGGCACGCGUGUGAUCAACUUUGACACGUUCUUGAAGGUUCUGAUGCGCCCUGAUGGCUUCAAGCCUGCAGGCACCUACAAUGAGUUUAUCAACGGCUUUAAGGUCUUUGACAAGGAGAACGACGGCUGUAUUACUGUUGGAGAGCUCCGCUCUGUACUCACAAACUUGGGCGAGAAGCUGAGCGACAGUGAAGUCGAUGAGCUGUUGAAGGGCGUUGAGGUUGACAAGAGCGGCAAGGUCCACUACGAAGACUUUGUUAAGAUGAUUCUGUCCUCUUAG